Messenger RNA from Scomber scombrus (Atlantic mackerel), 2076 nucleotides. RefSeq names its product calreticulin 3a (gene calr3a). Gene Ontology annotation, cellular component: endoplasmic reticulum; endoplasmic reticulum membrane. The coding region runs from base 81 to 1352 and encodes 423 amino acids. NCBI's taxonomy places the organism in Eukaryota, Metazoa, Chordata, Actinopteri, Scombriformes, Scombridae. The record is from RefSeq and is a predicted model, not a curated record. Gene Ontology annotation, biological process: protein folding. The transcript is spliced from 9 exons. Gene Ontology annotation, molecular function: calcium ion binding.
AAUUCUCAGGUUACAUUUCCUGCAGGCUUUAUUAGCUGCUUUCACCUCACAGCCGCUCUCUUUACCUACCCGCCACCAACAUGAAGCUUCCAGUGGCCAUUCUGGCAAUUUUUGCAUCGAUAGCUGUCACUAUUGAUGCUACUGCCUACUUCAAGGAACAGUUUCUGGAUGGAGAUGGAUGGAAGAGCCGGUGGGCCGAGUCAAAGCACAAGUCGGACUAUGGCCAGUGGAAACUGACAGCUGGAAAAUUCUAUGGGGAUGCUGAGGCUGAUAAAGGUCUCCAGACCAGCCAGGAUGCCCGCUUUUAUGCCCUCUCAGCCCGCUUUGACCCCUUUAGCAACGAGGGAAAGCCCCUGGUCAUCCAGUUCACCAUCAAGCACGAGCAGAAGAUUGACUGUGGAGGCGGCUACGUCAAGGUUUUCCCCUCUGACCUCGACCAGAGCGACAUGCAUGGAGACUCUCAGUAUUACAUCAUGUUUGGACCAGACAUCUGUGGAUACAGCACAAAGAAGGUUCAUGUGAUCUUCAACUACAAAGGACAGAAUCACCUCAUCAAGAAAGACAUCAAAUGCAAGGAUGAUGAGCUCACCAACCUGUACACGCUGAUUCUGAAUCCUGACCAGACGUACGAGGUUAAGAUCAACAAUGAAAAGGUGGAGUCAGGCUCCAUGGAGGAAGACUGGGACAUGCUGCCCCCGAAGACGAUCAAGGACCCCGAGGCUAAGAAACCCAGCGACUGGGACGACAGGGCCAAGAUCGACGACCCCAGUGACAUAAAGCCUGAGGAAUGGGAAAAGCCAGAGUCCAUCCCCGACCCUGAUGCCAAGAAGCCUGAUGACUGGGACGAGGACAUGGACGGAGAGUGGGAACCUCCCAUGAUCACCAACCCAGAAUAUAAGGGCGAGUGGAAACCCAAACAGAUUGACAACCCUGAUUACAAGGGAGCCUGGGUGCACCCUGAGAUUGAUAACCCAGAGUACACUCAAGAUGCCACCAUGUACAAGUUUGAUAGCAUUGGAGUCCUGGGCCUGGACCUGUGGCAGGUUAAAUCUGGCACCAUCUUUGAUAACUUCCUGAUUGCUGAUGAUGUCAAAGAAGCAGAGGAGUUUGGGAAGGAAACCUGGGGCGUUACAAAGGAACCAGAGAAGAAAAUGAAGGAUGAGCAGGAGGAUGUGGAGAGGAAACUGAGGGAGGAGGAGGAGAAGAGCAAGAAGAAGGACACAGAUGUUGAUGAAGAGGAUGAGGAAGACGGCGAGGACGAGGAGGAAGAGGAGGAGCAGGAUGAGGAGACAGACGAAGACGCCGGUACGGAAGAGGAGGACGACAGCGGCAAACCAAAGGACGAGUUGUAGAGCAGAGAAGCUGGGUGGUGGACUGCUGUGUGCUUCUCUGCAGGUUCUAACUAUCAACAGAAAAUCAGCUAAAGCCCUAUGGACUCUGGCCUUUGAUACGGCAUUUAUUCAGGUGCAGGGGAGGGGUUGAAGGUGGGGUCAGGUCAGAUUUAUUUUUUAUUGAUUUCUUUGUUGCUUUUUUUUAGCCAUCAAAUUUAGAGAAGGGUUUACAUGUUCUGUUCGUGCGUCUGCUUCAGUUGAGAAUUUUCUAAUUUAAUGUGAUUUUCUGAAUGUGGUCAGCCCCAUGGUGUGUGUGUGUCUAACAGUUACCCACAGUGAUACUGCUCUGUCCCACUGUGAUCCAAUUAUUUUUUAUUAUCGCCUCUGUUGGGAUGUCCAGUAAAUUAAGGGUCUGUGAUGUGUGAUUCAUGCACUUUUAUUUCUCCUGUUUGAUGUAAUACUGUUCCUUUUGAAUUGACCCCAUUCAUAAUUUAUUCAAUCAUUACAAAAAACAUCAGUUAAAGCUUUGAUUUUUAAGAAAAGAAAAUUGUUGCAUUUGUCCUCCAACUCUGUAUGUAUGUGUGUGUGUGUGUGCGUGUGUGUGCUUGAGAGUGAGACUGCAUUAAACAAACUGUGAUAUUACAAUCCUCAUUUUUCUCAUUGUUCUAAAUAAGUGACUGUCUUGCGGGUGCACACUGUUUGUUUAGUUUAGUUUCGGUGAAUAAAUUGAAGCUUCUCUCAACAA